AUGGGAAUUCAUGACAAGCCUACACUGUCUGCCUGGCCAAGCUAUGUUGUUCCCCAGGGACACCAUGAAGAACUUCAAUGUGACUCUCAUAGUGACUGUUAUAUAUUCAAGCUGUACAAAAAACAUGGAGAUCUUAUCUCUCAAUUCCAUGACAGAAUAUUCCAGAAGAACCUUAACUUGGGCCCUGUGACCCCAGCAUAUUCAGGAGCCUAUAGAUGCUAUAGUUACAAUCAUCAAUGCUCUAAUGAACUCUCAGUACACAGUGACCCUCUGAACAUCAUAGUUUCAGGAAUCUAUAGGAAGCCUUUCCUCUUGGCCCUACCAAAUCCCCUGGUAAAUUCAGAAGAGAAGGUGACCCUGAAGUGUCACUCAGUGAUUAUGUUUGACAACUUCAUUUACUCUGCAAAAAAUAAGAUAAUCAAGGACUCUUUCCAGAUUUCUGUAGAAUCUCAUUUUGGGGGGUCCCAUGCCAACUUGUCAAUAGGUCCUGUGACACCUGACCAUGCUGGGACGUACACAUGCUAUGGUUCUUACAAUCACACACCAUAUGAGUGGUCAGAAUCCAGUGACCCUGUUGACAUAAAGGUCACAGGUAAGAGGAAGAAACAAUCUUGGUCAUCUCUGAUGGGCCCUGUGGUGAUGUCAGGAGAGAACAUGAUCUUGUCCUGCAUCUCUGACCAUCAGUUUGACAUGUUCCAUUUGUCCAGGGGAGGGGUGCCUCAGGGGCAUGGGCUGCCUGCAGUGCAGAGCCACAGUGGGACGUUCAAGGCCAACUUCCUUCUUGGUCCUGUGAUCCAGAAAGGGAACUAUAGAUGCUGUGGCUCUUACAGUAACUCUUCCCGUGUGUGGUCAUCCCCAAGUGACCUCUUGUACCUUCCUGCAACAAGAAAUUGCACUUCUUGCACAGAGCCAGACUCCAAAACUUAUAACCACAGGAUCCUGCAUAUUCUGAUUGGACUGUCAGUGUCCAUGAUCCUUGUCUUCCUCAUCAUCCUCCUUUAUUCUUGUUGCUCCGUCAAAAAGAGUAAGUCUCAGGAACAAGCCAGUGACUCCAUCAUGGACCAAGACUCUGAAGUGAGAACAACACUGAACAUACAGGAUCCUGAAAGACAAGAAGUGCAGGAGGUGACAUACUUAAAAUUUGAGCAGAUGAUCUUCAAACAAAAAUUGACCAUUCCUAAUUCCCAGAUUCCCAAGGAAUUUUCCACAGAUCCCACUGUGUACACAAAAAUCAAGAAAUAA
This is a messenger RNA of Onychomys torridus (southern grasshopper mouse), 1242 nucleotides long. RefSeq names its product killer cell immunoglobulin-like receptor 3DL1. The record is from RefSeq and is a predicted model, not a curated record. Lineage: Eukaryota; Metazoa; Chordata; Mammalia; Rodentia; Cricetidae.